Molecule: messenger RNA, 4382 nt
Organism: Rana temporaria (common frog)
Lineage: Eukaryota; Metazoa; Chordata; Amphibia; Anura; Ranidae
Product: toll-like receptor 8
Exons: 2
Coding region: 266-3391 (1041 amino acids)
Biological process (GO): toll-like receptor signaling pathway; defense response to virus; canonical NF-kappaB signal transduction
Cellular component (GO): plasma membrane
Molecular function (GO): protein binding; pattern recognition receptor activity
Source: RefSeq, a predicted model, not a curated record
UAUAGCUCAUCACGAGUUACGUGUAAAGUUCCCUUUUUACCAACUGAAGUUUUCUCUGGACUUUUGUCACUGGCUUUAUUACUUCCUGUAAUGCAGAUGUACUAUAGUUAAGCACAGCUUUCAACUGUUUAAGAAAAUAUAUUCUAGAUUACCGAGGAACCUUUUUUCUUUCCUAGUUCGUCACAUGAAGUUUUCUGCCACAAUUUGGGAAUUUGAAACACUGGGCUCGUUUUAGUCUAGGAUUGGGCAUCACCAUCUGGACAAAAUGUUAAGCCUGUUGAAGAAUCUUUUGUGUGUGUUACUAAUAAACUACGACUUUGGAUUUUCCAGAACAAUUUCGACCAACAGAACUAUUCCAUGUGCGAUUAUUGAAAAUACCAAAUCUGUUAUUUUUGACUGCAGUGCUCGAAGUCUGAAAACCGUACCUUCUCCCACCAACUACACAUCAAAUGCUGUGGAACUUCUGUUAAGUCAAAACCUUAUUGAUACUAUUUAUAAUCCCUCUUUUCAGCACUGGCAUAAUCUUACAAAAAUAGACCUUAACUGGAACCACUAUUCAAAGGUGCGACUUAAUAAUCCCAAUAUAUGCAAAAGAGGUCUGGAGAUCAAUAAUGAAACCUUUACCAAAUUAACCAAGCUAGAACAUCUUCUCAUUGAUCACAACUAUCUCUGUGAAAUUCCCAUGGGACUACCUGAAAAUAUUAAAACACUAAGUUUCCAGUAUAACAACAUUUUUGUGAUUAACAAAACAAGUCUCUCAAAAUUCCGAUAUUUGGAGGAACUUUACCUAGGCCAUAACUGUUACUAUGGCAAUGCAUGCCCAGGUGUUCUUGAUAUUGAAAAUGGAACAUUUUCUGAUCUCAAGGAAUUAACAGUACUUAACCUCUCAUUUAACAAUUUAACCAGUGUGCCUCUGCAUCUGCCAUCAUCAUUGAAACAACUUUACUUAAGCAAUAACAGAAUACAAGUUAUUCACAGAGAUGAUUUCAAAAACUUACUCAAUUUAGAAGUUCUUCUUCUAAGUGGAAAUUGUCCAAGAUGUUAUAAUGCUGCAUAUCCAUGUGAACCCUGCUCUGGAAAAGGCUUUCUUGAAAUAAAUGACUUUGCUUUCCAAUAUUUAAAAAACUUGACCGCGCUCCAUCUUGGAAGUACUUCACUUACUACUGUAUCAAAAACAUGGUUUCAAAACAUGACUAAGUUGAAAGAACUAAAUCUUAGAUUAAAUUACUUAAUGACUGAAAUGGCAAUAGGAGACUUUUUUUCUUACUUGCCAACCUUAGAAAAACUUGACUUGUCAUAUAACUACAAUCUGCAGGCAUAUCCAAAUAAUAUUAAUAUUUCUGACAAUUUUUCAAAAUUAAUUUCCCUCAGAGAGUUGCAUAUACAAGGAUAUGUUUUCAAAGACAUCACAUCCAAAAACUUAGCUCCUCUUACAAAGCUAAACAAAUUAAACAUUAUAAACCUAUCUGUUAAUUUUGUUUGUCAGGUUGAUUUUAAAGUGUUUAAAACAUUUCCAAGCCUAGCAAUAAUUUACUUGUCUGAAAAUAGAAUAACACCUUUUUCAGAGAGCACCUUAAAAAGCCAAGGCCUACAAGCAUUUUACAACAAUCAGCCAACUGACAUAAAAUACAAUGGUGUAGAGCAUUUUAGUAGAGUAUCCCCAGAAAUAAUUACUCCAAUUAACUCUCUGGUAAAACCUCAAUGUACUGCAUAUGGCAAAACAUUGGAUCUAAGUCUGAACAGUAUCUUUGUUAUUGACCCCGAAGCAUUCAAUCCAUUUUCUGAUGUAGCAUGUCUAAAUUUGUCUUCGAAUGGCAUGGGUCAAAAUUUAAACGGGACAGAAUUUAGAUACUUGCAAAACCUAGCAUACUUGGAUUUAUCGUUCAAUAAACUGGAUUUUGCUUCCAUCAAUGCUUUUCAGGAAUUGAAAAAAUUGGAGGUAUUAGAUGUGAGUUAUAACAAGCACUAUUUCAUUGUACAAGGUGUAACUCAUCACCUUAAAUUCAUUGAAAAUCUGGCAAAACUUGCAGUUCUUAACUUAAGCUGGAAUGAAAUCUCAACUCUAACCGAGUCCCCGGUUUAUAGCUCCUCCCUGAAAGAAUUACGGUUUGCUGGAAACCGUCUGGAUGUAUUAUGGAAAAAAGGUGACAAACGCUACUACAGUCUUUUCCAUAAUUUUACAAAUCUGUCAGUUCUCGAUAUCUCCUACAACAGACUUUACUCCAUUCCCGAGGAAGCAGUGUGCCAACUGCCUGCAAGUCUUACUGAGCUCUACUUACAUCAUAAUGAAUUAGUUUUUUUCGGUUGGAAAAACCUGACAUGCUUUGAAAACCUCAAGGUUCUUGACCUAAGUCACAAUAAGAUUACAAUGAUAAUGGCACACUUGUACAAUUAUACAAAUUCACUGGAGACUCUAAUCAUAAAUCAUAAUUACAUUCAAACUUUGACAGAUGCGUUUCUUAUUAAGCUCCGUAGCCUCACUACCCUUGAUUUAAGUUACAAUCACAUUCAACAUAUAAAUAGAUCAAUUUUUUUGUCUGGUAAUGAUAACUAUUUAAAAGUUUUAAGACUGAAAGGAAAUCCAUUUGAGUGUACCUGUGAAAUUAUUGACUUCAUAAACUGGAUUAAUAGCAACAAUGUUAAUAUUCCACGGCUGGCCACCGAUGUCACCUGUGCCACUCCAGAUAAUUGGAAGAAGCAAGGAAUUAUCUUAUUUGAUAUACAUGCCUGUAAUAUGGAUCUCACAGAAUUGCUACUGUUUCUUGUGUCAUUUGUUUUAAUUGUGCCAUUGACUGCAUUGCCUAUUAUGAGUAAUUUGUUUUACUGGGAUAUAUGGUAUAUAUAUCAUUGGUGUAUGGCAAGAUUAAAGUAUAACAAAGUCUCUAGCGCAGACACUAUAUAUGAUGCAUUCAUCACGUAUGAUGAGAAGGACCCAGCUGUCAAUGACUGGGUCUUUAAUGAACUAUGUGACCAGCUGGAGAGCAGAGGAGCCAAACACAUACUUCUCUGCUUAGAGGAAAGAGAUUGGGAGCCAGGAAAAGCUAUUAUUGAUAACAUUGCAGAGAGCAUAAAUUUAAGCAAAAAAACACUGUUUGUUCUCACAAAAAACUAUGUGAAAAGUGGAAAAUUCAGAACAGCAUUUUAUUUGGCUAUGCAAAAACUACUGGAUGAAAAUCAGGAUGUUAUAGUCAUAGUUUUGCUACAGCCUGUUCUACAGCAUUCCCAGUAUCUCAGGCUGAGGAAAAAAAUUUGCAAAAGUUCUAUUCUGGAAUGGCCCAAAAAUCCACAUGCAAAAAGCUUAUUCUGGCAAAAAGUAAAAAAUGUGCUACUGACAGAAAACAUCAGUCGAUACAAUAAUCUCUACACUGAUUCCAUAGGUGUUGUUCGCUGAUUGGCUGUUUAUUAAUGGUAAAAACAAAGAGGUCUAUUUAUAAAAAAAAUACAGCAUUCCCACAGCUGCAGUGAAUAGCCCAAAACAUACGGAUCAGCGCUGCCAACUAUAGCCAGCAGUGCCGAUCAUGUGCAAAUUUUCAAACAGGGUGGUUAAGAAAAAGUUGAUCAGUAGACUUUUCUUCAACCACAGAGGCCAUACACGGAUCAAAAUUUGGCUGGUCCCUGCUGAAGCAGCUAAAUUUCAACCAAUGUAUGGCCAGCUUAAAAGAGGAGCUGCCAUGUAACUUUAUCUGAUGCUGUAGGUUUAGAGAAAGUAUGUUUACUUAGAUAGAUGGAUAAAUGUAUGUACUGAUUUGUAUUGCUUUUUGUUUUGUUUUAGUUUAAAGAAAAUGUUUAGACCUCUUGCUGUAUUUCAUAAGAAAAAGCAUGGCUAUGGUAUUGUGCAUUACUUCUUUUUGGUGUAGUUGUUACAUUAUCAAUUAAAGCCCUGUAUUUAUGGUACCUACCCUUUUCUCUAAAGAAUUUUAGUAGCCCACAAAAGAAAAUAAUACUAUCCUGCUACUAAUGGGGAAGGAAUAACAACUAUAUCCUUUGAAUGUGCAUAUAAAAGGCUUUAAUUUUAUCAAAAUUACUGUAUGUCACAAUGUAUAAUCGUGUAUAAUAAUCAUGUAUAAUAAUAAUGUAUAAACAAGAGGACAAGAUAUUGUCACCAAUGUUGCGCCAUACCUGAGCUAGCUUUCCACUGUAAGCAUUGCUGGGUGCUCCAUAUUGAUUUGUGUCAAAUAUUCUCAGUACAACAUUCCAAAAGGAAAUAUUGGUGAAAAUGUCCCAAUGCCAAACAAACUUUCCACUUAAAAUACUUUGAUUUGAAUACCUUUCUUGAUAUCUGUGUAGGGCAAAAAGAAUAAGAAGUGUGUGAGAAUUUAGGGAUUAUUUUUUUGAUUAUUUUAACCAAUUAAGACCCGGACCAAAAUGCAGGUAAAGGACCA